Tinamus guttatus (white-throated tinamou) is the source of this 632-nucleotide messenger RNA. Lineage: Eukaryota; Metazoa; Chordata; Aves; Tinamiformes; Tinamidae. The record is from RefSeq and is a predicted model, not a curated record.
GCGCGGUGACCCCUGUGAAGGACCAGGCCGUGUGCGGGUCCUGCUGGAGCUUCGCCACCACGGGCGCCAUGGAGGGUGCCCUGUUCCUCAAGACCGGCGUGCUGACCCCGCUGUCCCAGCAAGUGCUCAUCGACUGCUCCUGGGGCUUCGGCAACUACGCGUGCGACGGCGGCGAGGAGUGGCGCGCGUACGAGUGGAUCAAGAAGCACGGCGGCAUCGCCAGCACCGAGUCCUACGGCAGCUACAAGGGGCAGAACGGCCUGUGCCACUACAACCAGUCUGAGAUGCUGGGCAAGAUCACGGGCUACGUGAACGUCACCUCAGGGAACAUCACGGCUGUCAAAACGGCCAUCUACAAGCACGGCCCCGUGGCCGUCAGCAUCGACGCCUCGCACAGGUCCUUCUCCUUCUACUCCAACGGCGUCUACUACGAGCCCAAGUGCGCCAACGCGACGGGCGCGCUGGACCACGCGGUGCUGGCCGUGGGCUACGGGGUGCUCCAGGGAGAGACCUACUGGCUCCUCAAGAACUCCUGGUCCACGUACUGGGGCAACGACGGCUACAUCCUCAUGGCCAUGAGGGACAAUAACUGUGGUGUGGCCACCGAGGCCACCUACCCCAUCCUGGCCUGA